Messenger RNA from Brassica rapa (field mustard), 6534 nucleotides. RefSeq lists its product as uncharacterized. NCBI's taxonomy places the organism in Eukaryota, Viridiplantae, Streptophyta, Magnoliopsida, Brassicales, Brassicaceae. The record is from RefSeq and is a predicted model, not a curated record. Gene Ontology annotation, biological process: negative regulation of cell population proliferation.
CAUUUAAACUUAAUUUUAUAACAUAUAAAAUAUAAAAAUUGUUUGUCUGGAUAAAUAAAAUUUAUUUAAGUAUAUGUACCAAUUUAAUUAUAUACGUAAUAGUUACUAAAUUUUUAAUUAUUCAAUAUAUAUUUAUUAUUUCAUAAUAUGUAAAAAAUAUAUAAUACUUAAAAAUAAUUUAUAUAUAAUAUUCAUCCCUCUUAACCUAGUUCAACAUUAAAACCGAAACAAUAUUUUUUUUCACCGCGUGGCUAUAGUGGUAGGCACAACACUUUUUUCAGGUCUAAAUACUCUUGAAACAAAAUCACAAUCAUAUAGGAAAUUUGAGCUUGUGUUUUAAAUAACAUUCCGAUAACUGACAAUUCGGCUAUCUAUUAUCAAUAAUUAAUCGGAAAGUUUUUUAAACUUGAGUGAAUCAAUGUGAUAACUAAUUUCUUCCAGUAUUGAUAAGAUGAUCAUCUGAUAGGACAUAUAAAAAUAUCAAUGAUUUAAGAAGUUUUUACUAAUUUUUCAAUUCAACUAAAUUGAACAUAUACCAAAAGACAAAGAAUAAUAUAACAAACAAGCUUACACAUAAAUAUUUGGAAUAUAUAUUUAAAUAUGGUAAUAUGUUACGUACCAACGAUUUGACUAUCCGAAUCUUCAAAGUAAGUUCUUGUUGUAGAAAAAAAAGAAAUCUUUCGGUGGUGUUACUAGACACAAAAUCAUUUAUUAUAGGUAUAACUCUCCCAAAUUUGUGACAAGUUAAAGUACUAACAGGUAGAUUACACAAUCCGAAAACAGUAUUUUGUGUGAUCGUCCUCGUUUCUAAUUUUAGAAAAUCGUGAGGCUAUGCAAUUUUACAAGUCAAUAUACAUAUUCAACAUUCUUUUCUGUUUUGUCGUCUUGUAAAAAUUGAUAAAUCUUUUUCAAAUCUCUCUCAUUUCUCCUCUAGCUUCCAUCAGUGGGUUCAGCUAAAACGUACGCGUUUAAAAAGAAUCACCAACAUCUUAAUUUUAAAAUACAAGAUAGAAUCACCAAAUGCUUCAUAUGAAAAAUAAAAGCACAAUCAUGAUUACAUAACAUGUUUGUCUAGACUAAGCGGUAUGGUAGUUGUAAACAUUUUAGUCACUAUACAAUCAUAUAAACUAGUUGCCGUAUAUGAACAUUUAACAAGUAGUUCGAGUUUCAGUCUAGUAGAUUUGCACCGCCAAAAUAGUAAGAAACGUGAUUGGAAGCAUUUUGAUUAAGAUCACACUUUCAUCUGACCGUCGGCUAUUCUCAAGUUAAUAUUCUUACGUACGCCACAAAAAUUAAUAACCCAAUAACAAUGUAUACAAUAUACAUAGUUUUGGCAAAAAUAUAUAAUAUACAUAGCCUAUCCACAUAGGUUAUACGUACAAUAAUACUGCACGGCCAAAAAACUCGUGGAAAGAAAGUAGUCUCUACUGUAUAAAUAUAUUCUACAUUACUACUUUUCUAUUAAUUCUUUAGUGGCGUCUAGUACGAUAGUUUAAAGAUGAGAAGUAUAUGAUUACGAGCAAUUUGCUUUGAGAGGUCCCAGGUGAUUGACUCAAAGUGAGCUGUCCACAUUUGUAAGGAAGACUUACUUUACCUUAGUUCGCCGUGAAUUAAAUUAUUAGAUUACCUGCAGAGAUUAAAAGCCAAGUUUCAUAAUAGCUGGAGUCAGCAGAGUGCGUACGUUUCUUUUGGAAAUUAUAGUAUUCUUUCUUGAUGAAUCUUUGAACUAAAAGGAGACAUGGAAACAUUACAUCAAGUAUUUUCAACCACGAUGGGAAGCUAGUCGGUCACACUCCACAAGUGGUCUUUGAUUUUGGGGUGUUUCAUUGAAGGGUCCCGAAGUAGUGGUGGGGAAUAAUACUUUCUCAUCAUCUCUUUCUCUAGCUCUCACUCCACUAUAAAUAACGAAUCUUCACUUCCUUUUAAAAUACCCAUUAAACAUCACACAAGCAUCAAUUAUUUACACCAUUAAACAUAUAAUAACAAAUUAAAACGUGUUAUAUGGAAACACAACAAAGAAUGAGGGAGAAGUCGAAGGAGGAGGCAGUGAAGAAAUGGGAGAAGAAGAAGGAGUGUUCUUCACCAAAAGGAGUUGGGAAGGUUCGGAACAAGAAGAAAGGAAAGUUCUACAUUAUUGGAAAAUGUAUUACUAUGCUUCUUUGUUCACACGAGUGAUAUGAUCGUUAUCACCCACAGACCACAGUACGUAGUACAUAUAUGUGUAUCAGUGUAUGCAGAUAAUGACAGAGGUAUGAAAAGGAGAGAGAGCUCAUAUAUUUACAUCUUUACCUUUCUCUUCUUUGUAAAAGUUUGCAUAUUACCUCUUUCGGUGUUCUCUCAUUUUAUGGAGUUGUUGAGAGCCGGUUGUUCUAUAGACAAUUUCACAAAAAAAUAUAUUUUAUUUUUAACAAUUAAAAAUCUCUACGUACAUUACUUAUUAAAUUUUUAUUUUUAACAAUUUAAAAGUCUAUUUACAUUACUUCUUAAAUUUUUUUAUAGGUAAUAAUAUUUUACUUAUCUAUAGCUAGAAACCGGUCAUGCGAGUGUGUCAAUAUUAUUGUUGUUAAUUAUACAGAUAAGAAACAAGAUCCAUCUAGAACCAAAGAAACAUAUAGAACAGCUACAAAUCAAUUAGAAAUCCGUGUCAACGUUUCUCAUAUACCUAUAAAUAUAUUACAUAUACCUAUCUAAUUAGAGAGUAUUAUCAAAAACAUGAGAAAGUGAGAUUCAACGAUUAAUGAUUAUAUAGAAACGAAAGAUCAGCUACAAAUCUGAAUGAUGUAUCAGAAACAUAAGCAUCAAAUCUUAUCGAUGCAUGAAGAAACAAACAAACUAAGAAACUGGAAAAACCGUCUGCAUUAUUCUCCUAAGAUUGACGUUACACUGUGGGCAAGAGCAAUUACAAAAAGAAAGCUGCAGAAAUGUUUUUGACUAAAUCAAAGUUAAAAAAAUGUUUUUGACCUUUUUUUCUUUCAAAUUUUCAACUGCUAAAUUUCUCACAAACCGAAUGUGCAUAAGCUAGUAAUAGCGUCCAUGAAAAAUUGUUUCCGAAAGUGGUAUUUGUAACAAACUGAUGACAAAUGGUGUCUAAACUGAUAAAAUUAUCACCUCUCACAUUUAAUUAAAAAGAAUUUUAAUGAUUUUUUUUAAUGAUUCACUUCUUCCGUAAUUUUAUAGUUUACCAUUAUUUCAAGUUCUACUUUUAAUGAGGAUAAACUUGCACAUGGUAGUUCACUUUCUACUUAUAAUAUGUUUUAUGUUGAUUUUGUAUCACCUGUUUGCUUCUCUAGAUUGGUGUCUGUUUCAAAUCGGUUGAAAAAAUGUAAAAGAAUAUGAUUUAGCGGUAGUUGCCUCGUUAUUCGGUAAUGGAUUUUGGGCCUUUCUUAUUGGAUCUUCAUCGCUUAGUUUACUAAGUGAACAAUAACUAUUCAGCACAAAUAAUCUUAGAUCACAUUCGUCUUCGUCUCUCUCUUUUACUAUGUUGCACCACUGUGGUAGCUCGUCAUAGUCGUGAAGAUUUUUCUUUACUUCUAUUUAUGCACAGUGAAGAUUUUUUUCAGCUGGUUACUAGUUUCGGUGACUACUUAGGCCAUCAUUAUCCCUAAACCAUUUUUUUGGGUUUUUUUAUUAUUAUUUUUCUUUUAUUUAAAAUAAAAAUUAAAAGGUAUCUAACCGCGGGCCGCCACGUAUCAGUGGGACCUGCAAACAGUACCAGAAACAGCAAAACUUCGAUUCUUAUUUGGCUACUUUUGUGACCGAUUUUAUCUUUUUGGUGGGGCCACCAUCGUUACUUUUCUUAGAAUCUUCAUCCUAGAAACCGUGAUGUUGAUGCUCUUAGAGCAUAUAUAUCCCAAGAUUAUAAAAGGGGUUUUUGACAAAAUGUGGGCCCCACUGACGCAUGGGUCCCACAAAAUUUUUUAAAACCAUUCCCCAAAAUCAUCAAAUAAGGAUAUGUUUUUGGGGAGUUUUUGCACUGUUUGCGGGCCUCACCGACACGUGGCGGCCCGCAAUAAGUUUAAUUUUUUUAAAAAAAAAAUUUUUAAGAAAACAAAAAGAAAUUUUUUUUAAGGAUCCCAUUUGGAGUUUUACCAAUAAUCAUGGUCUUAGGUAACAAUGGUUGUAGAAACCCUCGAGAACUCUUAUGAAGGUUCAAAGUGAAAACAUGGCAACAACACCUCGAUGAGUUCAGCAAUGGAUACAUAAACAAUGCAGCUGGUGUUUCAUCAUCCGUAAGUCUUUAAUGGAUCUCCUCUCAAUGUAUUGUCCGCCAUGGUGUUUUGGGGUUCAGUUCAUGUGUUUGUCAAUGAAGAAAAGAGUUAGGAUUUCAAGAAGAGAGAUGACGUUUUAAGAUAUUUACGGUGCAUAGACAUUGCUGAAUGAAGAAGAAGACGAGGAGGAUGAUAGUGAUUGGGAACAUCUGCAGCAGAGGACGACACCUAUUGAGUUUGUGAAGUGGUGUUGUGUCAAUUGCACUAUGGCCAACCCUGGUGAUAUGCUCCAUUGCUAUGUACAUUUUUUUUUACCUUUUCAUGUUUCAGUACAAUACGCAUUAGCUAUGAAUCAGUAACUAAAGUUGAUUCCUUUUUGCAGAUAUGUGGUGACCACAAGGAAUCUGGCAUCCUGAGGCAUGGAUGUUUUGCUUCUCCAUUUUUCAAAGAUACUGGUCUCACUGAAGUCCAAGAGAAUUGUGGAGGUAGGGAUAACUUGUUUUUAACAUGCCUCAGUCACUGUAAGCAUGCUCACUUUUUUUAUUUUGAUCUUAAUCUUAGGAAGAUCAUCUGCAGCCAGGUCAACAGCUGUUGAUUGUGGACUGGGUAAAACCGCUGAUAAGCUUCUUAAUGCAUGUUCUCCGCAUCAUGUGUUUAGGCGAAUUAUGAAUUGCUUCUCAACUGUUGCAGGAUAUCCAUCAUGAAAAUGGAACUCAGGAGAUAUUCGAGCAAAACAAAUCUUUAAGCUUGCCCAACUAGAUGUAUGUCUUCUCAUGGAGUAUAAGAUUCAGUUCAGAUUUUCAGGCUGCAACUUGUCUGAAUGAUUUGAAUUGAUUUUUUUAUACACUAAUUACUAGGAAACAAUUGUAUAGGUAUUAUACAUUUCUUUGCACAUACACGAAGGAGGAAACUUCUGCUGAUGAGGUACCUUAGCAUACUUAGUUGCCAAAAUAAAUCCAUAUAUACUAGAUUCUUGUCGAUUUUGAAUUACGUGGUGUUAGAUUGUGCUUUUUAUCUUUUCAUCUAUUGAGUUGAAAGUUUCUAAUUUUUAUUACGUUGCGCAGGUUGGGACAAAUGGUGAUGAGGGUUAUUGUGUAAAUGUUCCAUGGAGUUGUGGUGGAGUUGGUGAUAAUGUAUAUAUAUAUGCCUUUCAGCAGGUUGUUAUUCCCAUAGGUACAUUACAUAGUCGUGUUCUGUUUUUUCCUGACGAGUUUGUUUGAAAUUUGAACUCUUGUUUUUUCAGAUAGUUUGGUUUCCACAAACUAGUCUCUGGCGCAGUUGAUGAUUAAUAUGCUUAGGAAGUGAACCAAUCUUCUGUAUUUAGUCUAAUGCUAACUGGAGCCGUUCCCUUGCAGCUUCUGCGUUCUCUCCUGAUUUUAUCAUCGUAUUAGUGGGAUUUGAUGCAGCUAGAGGAGACCCACUAGAAUGCUGUGAUGUAAGUUUUACACUGUUAUUGACAACUUCUGGAGUCAGUAUUGUCUUGUGCACUUCAUCAGAGGAUAUUCUGUUCAAUUUUGGUUUAAAGAAAUCAAGUUUAGUCUUUACUUACAAGUAACUCCAGCUGGUUAUUCUCGAAUGACACAGAUGCUAGGUGAUCUGUGCGGCGGGAAGAUGCUAGUUAUUCUCGAGGGCGGGUACGUGUUCGUGCAGUUUUUGAAUAAUCUCUUGUUUUCAAGAGGCAGCUUUAAAAGCUUUUCCUUUGUCAUUAAUUCCAGUUACAAUCUUUGAUUAAUAUCUUCUUCUGCUAUAGCAGUGAUGAAGUUUAAUCUGUUUUUUUAAAUCUUCAUAUGUUUGAGGAGGAGAUAAACGUUUAUUUAUGAUCCCGCUUAAUCUGUAAAAGUGCUUAUGGAUGAUAAUCCGGAGAACGAGUUGCCUAUAGCGACUACGCCUUCAAGAGCUGGCCUGCAAACUGUUAUUGAUAUAAUGAAUAUCCAAAUGAAGUUCUGUCCAUUACUUGCUACCGCCUAUUCUAAAUUACUCUCAGAGUGGGAAACACAUCUGAUUAAAAACAAAAGUGAGUGAUUCUUCCCAAGAAAAACAACUGCAUCCUUCUUCGUUGCACUCUUCUCCUAAUGGGAUCUCACUGGUUUUACAGAAAAUCAGGUGAAAAGGAAGCUUGUUCAGGUCCCUACAUGGUGGAAAUGGAGUCGAAAGAAGCUUUGUACAACGUUCUCUCUGCUCGUAUGGAUUCAAGAUCAAAUAGAUGAUAUAAACACAUCUUCCUAACCCCUCGUGGCAACUGUAUUCUAAUUCAAAAUCUUUUGAUACCACUAGAAUACUACUUUGUCUCAGAACACUGAUCUAGAUAUCUCGAUUCUGUUCAGUA